CAAAACACCAUUGCUUCCACGCGCUGGAAAAUGUCCUACGCCGUUGAAACGAAGAAGCGCAAGUUCCAUCGGGUUCUCGAGUCUCUAACCAAACCUACAACCUCCGAGUCCACAAAAUCAGCUACCGCCGAAGCGCCUGCAACCAUUCGAGACGCAUCGAACAAAAAAGCCCGUCUAGAUGCGCCCGGCUUCUCACUUGCACGAAACUCACUUCUAAAGGUCGCACGCCCUAGCUCCAGAGAUUCGUCGUCAUCGUCAACCUCGCGGCCCAGCUUUGUUCCUUGGGAUCGCGAACGUUUCCUCGAACGAUUGGAAACCUUUCGUCGCGUCGACCGAUGGGCACCCAAACCGUCAGCAAUUAGUGAGGUGGAGUGGUCUAAGCGCGGCUGGAUAUGUACAGAUGUGGCCCGGGUAACAUGUGCUGGGAACUGUGGUGGGUCGGUUGUGGUCAAGCUCCCGGAUGAGCUGGAUGAGUUGGAUGGGUUUGAUGCCGAAAAGGUGCAGGAGAGGAAGGAAGUUCGAGCCAAACUUGUGGACGAAUACGCGGAAAGGCUGGUCAAGGGGCAUGGGGAGACUUGUCCGUGGAGGAACAAGGGCUGUGAUGCUACUAUCCAUCGAUUGCCGCUAGCAAACCCCGAAAUAGCUAUCUCCGGCCUGGAAAAACGAUACUCGAACCUCGUGAAGAUGGCCGAUCAAUUGCCGGCCGCAGACGUCAUCCAAACGCCUCAGUCCUUCGAUCUCGACAUGCUCAUUAAGAUACUUCCAGCAAGCUUCAACGGGUCCGAAGAAAGUACGCGCACGGAGAGCAUUGAGAGCAAUACUGAGGGUGAAGAUGGGAAAAGGAACGCGCAGAACUCUGAGCCCGAGCCAUCUGUUUUAAAGAACGCUUUCAUACUAGCAUUUUUCGGUUGGGACUCAGUCCCCGGCGGGACAGCUGGUCUGGUCGGCUGUAGCGUGUGUUUCCGGAGAUUGGGCCUGUGGAUGUACAAACCAAAGCCCAACGGCGAUGAAGCUCUGUACGACUCAUUGGAAGUGUUGAAUGAGCACAUGGACUAUUGUCCUUGGGUGAACGGAAAGGCUCAGAGCGGAACGGGACGGGCCACCGAGAAAUCAGAAGGCCUACGUUGUGGCUGGGAGCUGCUGGGCCAGGCGCUCAAUGUGCGCCAUCGCCGACUGAAUCGUUCGACCACCUCGGGAGACAGUCGUGCUGUCUCCGAGGUACCAUCCACGGAUGAGCUUGUGGCGGACGAUGUCAACCCCGAGGUCAAAAAGGCCAGUGACCGGGAAUGGUGGGCCAAGUUACGCCGCAUGCGACAGGUUUUGAAUGUCGGUUCGCCUAGAAAGAAGCCGGCUUCGAAGUGAUACUCUCUCAUUAUAUUGUGUUUCUGCACAUGAUACUCCUCAUCUGGUUGUUAAUGCAGCGUGGCGUUCGGGCAUUUCCAUAUCUAUCUUCUCGAUAUCCUCAUUACUACAUUAGUUAUGCUAUAGCGAGCCUUUUCCUCCGCCUCGAUAACUUAGAAUACAUCAUACUAAAUCAAAGAAAGAUCGGAGAGCAGAAGUUAUCAUCUACUCAACGCAUUGCUUUGGAGCCAGAU
Aspergillus neoniger CBS 115656 is the source of this 1595-nucleotide messenger RNA. RefSeq lists its product as uncharacterized. Gene Ontology annotation, molecular function: zinc ion binding. Gene Ontology annotation, cellular component: nucleus. The transcript has 3 exons. The coding region runs from base 31 to 1362 and encodes 443 amino acids. The record is from RefSeq and is a predicted model, not a curated record. Lineage: Eukaryota; Fungi; Ascomycota; Eurotiomycetes; Eurotiales; Aspergillaceae.